This is a messenger RNA of Tachysurus fulvidraco (yellow catfish), 912 nucleotides long. RefSeq names its product steroid-5-alpha-reductase, alpha polypeptide 1 (3-oxo-5 alpha-steroid delta 4-dehydrogenase alpha 1) (gene srd5a1). The record is from RefSeq and is a predicted model, not a curated record. Gene Ontology annotation, biological process: steroid biosynthetic process. NCBI's taxonomy places the organism in Eukaryota, Metazoa, Chordata, Actinopteri, Siluriformes, Bagridae. The coding region runs from base 76 to 882 and encodes 268 amino acids. Gene Ontology annotation, molecular function: 3-oxo-5-alpha-steroid 4-dehydrogenase activity. The transcript is spliced from 5 exons. Gene Ontology annotation, cellular component: membrane.
GUUGGAGUCGCAAUUAAACACCAAACUAUUCAUAUUAGUCUUUAUCCUGAAGCCUUCCAACGCGUUUUAUCUAAUAUGGGCGUUAUAGAGAAGGUUUUGAGAAGCUUGUUGGGUUCUGAUGAGGAAGAACUUUACAUUCUGGACUGUCUUGCAUAUUUAAUGCUGCUCAUAGCUUUGGGGACGUUUUUCACUUUGCUCUUUGAGAACACACCUUAUGGCAGGUAUACCUCAAGUACAUAUGGGUUUCCUGUUCAUGUUAAAAUGGCUUGGUUUGUUCAAGAGCUACCUGCUUUUCUUCUACCUCUGAGUUUAAUAUUAUGGGCAUCACCGUUGAAGAUAACAGUCCUACCAAACCAGAUACUUCUUGGCAUGUACUUUUGUCACUAUGUCCAAAGGUCUCUCUUAUAUCCAUUUUUAAUCCGUGGUGGAAAGCCCACACCGUUCGCCUCAUUUGCUCUAGCAUUUCUGUUUUGCUUUUAUAAUGGAUAUCUGCAAGUGAGAUACCUGAGCCAGUAUGCAGACUUCCCUCAGGGUUGGGUUUCACAUCCCUGCUUCAUCACAGGCUCCUGUCUAUGGUUUCUGGGAUGGAUAAUUAACCUUCAUUCUGACCACAUCCUGAGGAACCUGCGCAGUCCAGGAGAAACAGGCUACAAGAUACCCAGAGGUGGAGCGUUUGAGUAUGUUUCAGGGGCUAAUUUUCUGGGUGAGAUCGUGGAAUGGGUUGGAUUUGCGCUGGCUGCACACUCAGUCCACAGUUUUGCCUUUGCUUUCUUCACCUUCAUCGUCCUUUCCAACCGAGCCGUCUCCCACCACAAGUGGUAUCUUGAGAAAUUUGAGGAUUACCCCAAAUCAAGGAAAGCUCUGAUUCCGUUUGUAUUCUGAAGAAAUAAAAAAUAUUGCACUCACAUACAA